CUUUUCUGAUAAAUUAAUCUGCCCAUAUAAAAGUAAUCGUUGUUAGUCAAAUUGGCAUUUCACUGAUAAUUAUGAAUACUAAACUAUUACUAAUUUUAACGUUGUUGGUUCUCUGCUGCACGGCGGGAGCCAUUCCAGCGCCCUCCUUGCAGCUGGAGAGGAUUGUGGGUGGGCCUGUGACUACUAUCAAACAAUAUCCCAAUAUGGCCUCUCUGCUACUCACCAAUGAUUUUGUUCAGUGGAGGCACAACUGCGGCGGAAGCAUCCUUAAUCAACGAAAUAUUUUGUCAGCAGCUCAUUGCUUAGACCGUUUCGCCAACCAGCCAACUAGAUAUCGGGCUCGUCUGGGUUCCACCUAUGCCAGCAGUGGAGGCGUGGUUCUGAACUUUGUCUUCUUCAUCAUCCAUUCUAACUGGAACUACAGGACCAUGGACAAUGACAUCGCUUUAAUGCGAACUGCCAACAGUAUUUCAUACACCAACAUUAUUCAGCCUUCUUCGGUUGCCGGCGCUAAUUAUAUCAUCCGCGAUAAUGAGCCUGUAUGGGCUACUGGGUGGGGGCAUAUUACACCUUCCGGUCCCGGCUCUGAGGAACUCCGACAUGUCCAAAUAUAUUCGAUCAACCAAGCUGUAUGUAGACAGCGAUAUGUAUCAAAAGCUGUCAUCACAGAUAACAUGUUGUGCUCCGGCUUGCUCGACAUUGGAGGUCGCGACCAGUGCCAGAUGGACUCCGGCGGCCCUCUCUAUCACAACGGCGUCGUCGUCGGUGUCUGCUCCUUUGGUAUUGGAUGCGGCGAUCCUCGUUACCCUGGAGUCAAUACACGUGUCUCCAGAUACACUGAUUGGAUCCAAAGAAACACAUAAAUUGUUUUUAUUAAUUGACUGAUAAAACAUCCUGGAAUGGUUAUAAGAUAUUUUUAGUAAACAAAGUUUAUCGCACUUGGAUCGUUUACGUUGUAUAAUUAUUACAUAAUUAUAAAUAUAAAUUUAUAAAAUGUUUGGCGCUUUAGGCAUCUUCGCUAUCUAAAAUAUGAAUAUAAACUAUAUUAUAUUGGGAUAUGUAUUUAAAGAUAAACAGCACUGCAUAAUCUAUAAAAUUAAUCUCAUUAUCAAAUAGUUUGAUUUGAACGCAUUACUGUGAUUAUGAAAAUACAUAAUUCGAAGCGUCAACAUUUGGUCAAAAAUGUACUUAUGCUACCAGAGUAUUGUCACUUUACAGUAAAAGAAGAUUAAACUUAAGACUAUUUUUUCUGUAGCCAUCUUCACUUACGUUAUUAAGUUUACGUCAUAUAAAAGAAUAAAAUUAAA
Manduca sexta (tobacco hornworm) is the source of this 1307-nucleotide messenger RNA. Its product is annotated as trypsin, alkaline C-like. NCBI's taxonomy places the organism in Eukaryota, Metazoa, Arthropoda, Insecta, Lepidoptera, Sphingidae. The record is from RefSeq and is a predicted model, not a curated record. The transcript is spliced from 4 exons. Bases 72 to 863 code for a protein of 263 amino acids. Gene Ontology annotation, biological process: proteolysis. Gene Ontology annotation, molecular function: serine-type endopeptidase activity.